ACAGGACUGAUAGCAAUAAUAAAAACUUUGAUGAUUCUGCUAACUCUCUUGAUAAUAAUAAUUCUGAUAAUCCUGAUAAAGAAUACAAUCCUAUUGCCAGGUCUAGUAACUUUCUAAAUAAACAAAAGGAAGUUGAUAAAAAAGGAGCUAAAAUUAAUAAAGAAAAGCAAAAGAAAGUUAGUAAAAAAGAAGCUAAAAUUGAUAAAGUAAAGCAGAGAAAAAUUGUUGAUAAGUAUCAGUUAACUUUUAAAAAAAAUUAUUUGCUAGUAUCUAUCAAUCCUUGUUUAAUAUUAGAAGAAGAAACUUCUAAAGUUUCUAGUCAUCAAAAAUCCAAUAUCAGCGCAUUUGAUAUUAACUAUCAAGAUCCUAACGCUGAUGAUACUGAAAUUAUAGAGACUCUUGCAAAUACUGAAAUCUUUCUACAAUAUAUAUUAGAACCAAAAGAACUAGAAGAUCAGAAGAAGGAAA
Molecule: messenger RNA, 468 nt
Organism: Racocetra persica
Lineage: Eukaryota; Fungi; Glomeromycota; Glomeromycetes; Diversisporales; Gigasporaceae
Source: the annotation of a GenBank genome assembly